Molecule: messenger RNA, 8123 nt
Organism: Dromaius novaehollandiae (emu)
Lineage: Eukaryota; Metazoa; Chordata; Aves; Casuariiformes; Dromaiidae
Exons: 18
Coding region: 5692-6603 (303 amino acids)
Source: RefSeq, a predicted model, not a curated record
GACCGUUUACCCUGCAACGUAUGGUGCAAAGUGCCGUAUUAAGACCUUUCCCUUAAGGAAAAGAAGAAGAAAAAAAGAAAAAAAAGGGGGAAAAAGAAAACAGGGUAAAGAGAAAAAGAUCAUGCAUAAACCUAAGCGUUUCACUGGAAGUAAAACGCGAGUUUAUCGCUUCCUUACAGAGAUGGAACCAAGGACAGCAAAUGCUGACGAGGAGAAGAGACGGACGAGCGUUUGCUUGCGGUUAAUACCGAAGGGACGGGAUGAAACAAGGAAGCCAGAAUGCAGCGGCCCCUCGAUAUCACCAGGAACUGCUACAGGAGGAGGCGUUCUGGCACGGGUAACUAGGGGUAGCCCACCGCAGGGGGACAUCUCGAAGAGAAGCAGCAAGACCUGGGGAUCCGGUGGUUCAUUUUGGUCGUCGCCUGUGAGGCCAGCAUGCAAGAGUAAGAGGAAGCUAGGAGCAGUCUCAAAAAGAGAUGGAACCAAGGACAGCAAAUGCUGACGAGGAGAAGAGACGGACGAGCGUUUGCUUGCGGUUAAUACCGAAGGGACGGGAUGAAACAAGGAAGCCAGAAUGCAGCGGCCCCUCGAUAUCACCAGGAACUGCUACAGGAGGAGGCGUUCUGGCACGGGUAACUAGGAUUAAUUGCCACGGCUGAAGUUGAAGAGACCAAGAAACGUAAGCCGCGAAGGGGCACAUCUUGAAGAGAGGGGGCUAGACCUAGCGAUCCAGUUGUUCGUUUUGGUCGUCGCCUGUGAGGCCAGCAUGCAAGAGUAAGAGGAAGCUAGGAGCAGUCUCAAAAAGAGAUGGAACCAAGGACAGCAAAUGCUGACGAGGAGAAGAGACGGACGAGCGUUUGCUUGCGGUUAAUACCGAAGGGACGGGAUGAAACAAGGAAGCCAGAAUGCAGCGGCCCCUCGAUAUCACCAGGAACUGCUGCAGGAGGAGGCGUUCUGGCACGGGUAACUAGGAUUAAUUGCCACGGCUGAAGUUGAAGAGACCAAGAAACGUAAGCCGCGAAGGGGCACAUCUUGAAGAGAGGGGGCUAGACCUAGCGAUCCAGUUGUUCGUUUUGGUCGUCGCCUGUGAGGCCAGCAUGCAAGAGUAAGAGGAAGCUAGGAGCAGUCUCAAAAAGAGAUGGAACCAAGGACAGCAAAUGCUGACGAGGAGAAGAGACGGACGAGCGUUUGCUUGCGGUUAAUACCGAAGGGACGGGAUGAAACAAGGAAGCCAGAAUGCAGCGGCCCCUCGAUAUCACCAGGAACUGCUACAGGAGGAGGUGUUCUGGCACGGGUAACUAGGAUUAAUUGCCACGGCUGAAGUUGAAGAGACCAAGAAACGUAAGCCGCGAAGGGGCACAUCUUGAAGAGAGGGGGCUAGACCUAGCGAUCCAGUUGUUCGUUUUGGUCGUCGCCUGUGAGGCCAGCAUGCAAGAGUAAGAGGAAGCUAGGAGCAGUCUCAAAAAGGUAAUAGGUUUGAAAGGGAGACAGGCAAAUCGAGGGCUGUCGUUCCUCCACGUAGUUAAAGACCGAGAGAGUUGUCGGUUAAGCGCAUGCAUACGAGGGUUUGCGAACAGUAACAAUAACACUGAAGCGGAAUAAAAAUAAGGUUUCGUGGAAGAUGGCGUUAGGAAGGUAUUAGGCGACGUGCCCGCCUGCCUAAUAACCUAGCCCUAAUUGCUGUGUGUAACGUUUCCAGACCGUUUACCCUGCAACGUAUGGUGCAAAGUGCCGUAUUAAGACCUUUCCCUUAAGGAAAAGAAGAAGAAAAAAAAGAAAAAAAGGGGGAAAAAGAAAACAGGGUAAAGAGAAAAAGAUCAUGCAUAAACCUAAGCGUUUCACUGGAAGUAAAACGCGAGUUUAUCGCUUCCUUACAGAGGUGGAACCAAGGACAGCAAAUGCUGACGAGGAGAAGAGACGGACGAGCGUUUGCUUGCGGUUAAUCCCGAAGGGACGGGAUGAAACAAGGAAGCCAGAAUGCAGCGGCCCCUCGAUAUCACCAGGAACUGCUACAGGAGGAGGCGUUCUGGCACGGGUAACUAGGAUUAAUUGCCACGGCUGAAGUUGAAGAGACCAAGAAACGUAAGCCGCGAAGGGGCACAUCUUGAAGAGAGGGGGCUAGACCUAGCGAUCCAGUUGUUCGUUUUGGUCGUCGCCUGUGAGGCCAGCAUGCAAGAGUAAGAGGAAGCUAGGAGCAGUCUCAAAAAGAGAUGGAACCAAGGACAGCAAAUGCUGACGAGGAGAAGAGACGGACGAGCGUUUGCUUGCGGUUAAUACCGAAGGGACGGGAUGAAACAAGGAAGCCAGAAUGCAGCGGCCCCUCGAUAUCACCAGGAACUGCUACAGGAGGAGGCGUUCUGGCACGGGUAACUAGGGGUAGCCCACCGCAGGGGGACAUCUCGAAGAGAAGCAGCAAGACCUGGGGAUCCGGUGGUUCAUUUUGGUCGUCGCCUGUGAGGCCAGCAUGCAAGAGUAAGAGGAAGCUAGGAGCAGUCUCAAAAAGAGGUGGAACCAAGGACAGCAAAUGCUGACGAGGAGAAGAGACGGACGAGCGUUUGCUUGCGGUUAAUACCGAAGGGACGGGAUGAAACAAGGAAGCCAGAAUGCAGCGGCCCCUCGAUAUCACCAGGAACUGCUACAGGAGGAGGUGUUCUGGCACGGGUAACUAGGAUUAAUUGCCACGGCUGAAGUUGAAGAGACCAAGAAACGUAAGCCGCGAAGGGGCACAUCUUGAAGAGAGGGGGCUAGACCUAGCGAUCCAGUUGUUCGUUUUGGUCGUCGCCUGUGAGGCCAGCAUGCAAGAGUAAGAGGAAGCUAGGAGCAGUCUCAAAAAGAGAUGGAACCAAGGACAGCAAAUGCUGACGAGGAGAAGAGACGGACGAGCGUUUGCUUGCGGUUAAUACCGAAGGGACGGGAUGAAACAAGGAAGCCAGAAUGCAGCGGCCCCUCGAUAUCACCAGGAACUGCUACAGGAGGAGGCGUUCUGGCACGGGUAACUAGGAUUAAUUGCCACGGCUGAAGUUGAAGAGACCAAGAAACGUAAGCCGCGAAGGGGCACAUCUUGAAGAGAGGGGGCUAGACCUAGCGAUCCAGUUGUUCGUUUUGGUCGUCGCCUGUGAGGCCAGCAUGCAAGAGUAAGAGGAAGCUAGGAGCAGUCUCAAAAAGAGAUGGAACCAAGGACAGCAAAUGCUGACGAGGAGAAGAGACGGACGAGCGUUUGCUUGCGGUUAAUACCGAAGGGACGGGAUGAAACAAGGAAGCCAGAAUGCAGCGGCCCCUCGAUAUCACCAGGAACUGCUGCAGGAGGAGGCGUUCUGGCACGGGUAACUAGGGUAAGUAUGGCUAAUGACCGUUAGCAGUUAUUUCGGCCUCCCCGAGGCAGCGCUGAGGACUGAGUAACCCGUUCCUGCCCUGUGGCUGCUGUUCCCUGUAUCUGCCUUAGCUUUGCUUUGGCUGUUUGUAUUUUGCGUUGUUACUGCACGCGCGUACGUGGAAAGGGAAAGACAGAACGAAUGCUCUCUUAGAUUAAUUGCCACGGCUGAGGUUGAAGAGAGUAAAAAACGUGAGCAAGCUGAAGUAAUAGAAUCCAAGGGAGCCAAGUGAAAGCUGUCUUCCUCUGCCAGAAAAAGGGAAAGCCCGUUCCUCCUGGCAAGGAAGGAGCGCCAUUAAUAGCGAUCCGAAUAAUAGAUCGCCAGCGUAUAACGGAAGGUCUGUAUGCAUUACGAGAAGUGCUGUGCGUACAUGUGUCUCCAUGUGUGUGACUUUACGUGCCUGUGAAGCGUCAUGCUUCACGAGCUGCGAGACAGCAAAUUAUUAUCUUGGGGGAGUGGUGGUCAAGUGACCAGAGCUACUGAAGAGGAAGGGAGCGAGAGAAGGGUCUGAAGUGUAAAACUGAGAGAUCGAUUUCAGGAAGGCUCAAUCAGCGCAAGCCCCGGGUUAGUUACCUGGCAAUGGUAUUUGGGGAGACGGGAUGACAGUAGAUAGGUUGAAGCCUCAUGGAAUUAAGGCUCCUUCUCACCAGUUCCCGCUUAGAGCAAUUGUAGGAGGAUUUAGUUUCCUCCAGCAGCAUUAAGGUGGCUUUGCCGGUGUCAGCAGACCGUGGUGGAAAGUACUGGGAGGGAGUCGGAAAGGCAGCUGGGAUGAGGAACGUGACUCUGCUUUCACUGAACUGGAAGAAGUGGCUAUAAAACCUCCUGCCCUCAAAUUCCCAGGACAAGGAAAGCCUUUUUCGGUAAUGCUUUCCACAUCUGCUGACUGCGUGGGAGCAGCACCACUAGAAAACGGCAGUAAAGGAAAGCGGGUGCCGGUCGCCUCACCUUUACGUCCCCUUUGGGGGUGGAACAAAAAGUCUCUGGCUGUGAGAAAGACUGUUCAGCAGCGAUGUGGGCUGUAACCGUCUUUGAGACUUUUAGCUUUGAUCGCGCAGGGGCCAUCCAAUCUAUUCAGUUCUCUCUAAAGUAAUCACGUCAGGGAAAUGAAGAGACAGCGGAGUAUCAUCUAUCCGAGUGGCGCAGUGGGCGCUGAUCUUAACGAGCGGGGGCAGGGGGGCAGUUGCUGUGCAAGUGUUACAAGCAGUGGCUCUUCUUGUGCGCGUCUGAAUUGACUGAGGGGCAGAGCACGGUUGCGCCAAAAACGCGGACGCAGGAGGUUUCCGAGAGGUUGAUCUCUAGCGGCUACUUAGUCUGACUUCCCUUUCGCGGCAAGCCCGACUGUCUUCAUAGCUCUCAGAACAGGGGUUAGGGGAAGCGGUACUUGUGGCUUGCGUAUUCUUGUUUACCUUGCUUGAGUGUGUAUAUUGGAUCCACUUUUGUGCUUAUAAACAACUUUGGAUUCUUAUGAUUUUCUGCAGAGCUUUGAUCUUUUUCUUUUUUUCUUUUUCUUCUUGGUUUGUUUUUUUUUUUUUUUGCUUUGCUCCCUCCCUGAUGGAUUUUACUACGCCUCCGUCAACGAGCCCUGGCUGGCAAAGUUGCUGUGUCCCAGCGGAGACUCUUAGGCGAGAUGGAGGAGUUCAGAUCCGCAGCCUGCCAGAAGAACGUCGCCCAGGAGGGGUUGCUAGCCUCGAGCUAUAGGCGCUGGCGUUCAGGACGUCGGGGAACGACUGUGUGCUGCCGUGAAGAACUACAGGCUACCACCGCUCUCGGACCUUUGUAAGUUAUCACGCGUCGAGAGCUUCCAGGAGAAUUCAAAUGCCAGCAGAAAGGUUCUCCGCCCGGUCCUGACGAGGAGGCUUCGGCCACAGGAAGGUCGGCAGCGUCCUUACCGGACUCGCGGGAUGCUGUUCUGAGGGCCAGCAACUCGAAGGGAUGCAGCUCGGCCCUUUUUGUUGACUUUGGUGAUGCUGUUUUGAGGAAGCAUGUAAGUACAGAAGGGGUCUGGGAGGGUUUUCAAACAAGACGGGAAAGAGCAAGGAAGAUUUGAGAGCGUGGAAAAACUAGGUGCCGCGGGUACUGAAGUUGUUACGGGCUGAGGGCGUUUGGCGUUGAGCAUCUGAGAGGGGCUAAUGCACGAGGAACGGUAAAAUGCUGUGACUGAACGCGAGGUUCCUCCCCGGCCUGGGCCCGUGUGUGCACCCUCGCUCCCACAGACACCCCGGAGCCGUAGGGAAACGGGUGAGCAGGCCCACGAGCGGACUUUGGGCACAGCGGUGCGCAGAGAGCGCUGCGGGCUCAGCCGGUGGGGUGGAGUCGGAGCAUGGCGAGCCAGGCUGUCGGGAUCCAUCCGGUUCCGCUCCCUGCCCCUCUGUCCAGCGCUCCAUCCUUCUCUUUCUUUCCCCGUGGCUCUGUCCAGUGCCCCAUCCCUUUGUUUAGCUACUCGUUCCUCUGCCCAGCUCCCCCAUCCCUCUUGUACUCUUUCCAUCUCUGUGACAAUAUCUGCGUCCAUCUAACUGGCUCUCUAUCGCGCUAUCCAGCUCUUCAUCGUCCUCUUCCUCUUCCUAUCCCAGUACCUGCCCGCUGUCCUUCCGUGCGGCUCCCCAUCCGUCUGCCGCUCUCGUCUGCCUUUCUGCCUGUACUUCUCUUUGCCUUCCCAGCCCUCUGUCCACCCCUCCAGCCAUCUCUCUCUAUUUCCAUCCCUCUGCUCAGCUCCUCAUCCAUCUAUUUGCCUCCCUAUCCCUCUUUUCCCCUGUUUUGUCCCAUCUCUCUGUCUGAAUUGCCCUCCCUCUUUUUCUCUCUCCACCUUUCUGGCCAGCUCUUCGUCGUUCUCGUCCUCUUCCCAUCGCUCCUACUGGCUCCCUGUCCCUCUCUUCCUGUCCCCGUUCCUCUCUCUGGUUCUCCCCCCUUCUCUGUUGCUCCCUUGCCGUUCCUCUGGCCGUCUCGCCUUCCCCAUUUUUCUCUCUUCUGCUCCCCGGUCCUCUGUGCAGCCCUCCCUCCAUCUGUGUGGCCCUCUGUCCCUCUCUUUCUCUUCCUUUGUCCAGUGCCCAGACCCUGGGGCCGGCUCUCUGUCCCUCUCUUUCUUUCUCCCUCCAUCCAUCUGCCAAGCUCUCUGCCCCUCUUUUCUUUUGUUCUCCCCCCUGUCCCCGCGUCCAGGUGGAGGUCUGUCGUUCCUUUGCGUUUUGUCUGGUGCGGCGGGUGGCGAGAGGUGGUCGGCGCUCGGCAGAGAUGGUGAUCGGCAGCGCCCGGAGGGUGCCGUCGGUCGGUCUGGUUCGGGUCACGUCGGACACCUCCGCGGGGACUCUGCCCGCGGAGGCGCGGGGCUGUGGCUGUGCAGUGGGGGAGCGCUAGCGGGCUAGAGAUGCCGUGGGGUACGCGGCAGGCAGCGAAGAGGCUCCUGGGGAAGGUGUCACGGAGGCAGAGAGCAGCAGAGGCUCCGAGACCUUGGGCGUUAGGACAGGCGCUCGCGGUAGGGCGGUCUGGAGCUGCUGCUGCUGUCUGUCCUACUCGUCAGCGCGGUCUGCAGUUACUGCCUCUUGUCUGCCUGCGCGCAGCCAGGGCUGUCACGUGGUGCAGCUUGAGUUGUGAUUGCGAUGCUGGCAUUGAGCCCACUUUUCUGUCAGGUCUGCCUUUAUGCAAAGUGGUGUCUUCCCUAUGUCUACAGCUCAACCCAUGUUGUUGAUUUAGUGCUUCCUGAGGGGAUAUGCUGUGCUGUCAACACGCACACCCACCCCACCCCUGCCAUCGCUUCCUGAUGAAUGCAAUCAUUUACAUAGCUUCUGGCUUGUUUCUUUCCUUGGAACUCCUUUCUCUUUGCUGUUCUGGUCCCUCCAAACAAUUUCUGUUUCUAGCAUUAUUAGUGUUGGGCCCUAAACCUUCUAGACCUUCCUUCUUUGAAGUCCAGAGGUUCCAGUAUUGUUUGUACUUUGAGAGUAAAGGUCCUUCACAACUCAUGUCUUAAGUAUGCAACUGUCUUACCUGGGAUUUUCGUUUUCGCAAGUUACUGUUUCUUUCAGGAGCCAGCUACAACAGUAACUUUGCUAUAGCAGAGAAAUGGGGUUACAUGUGUAUGAGCAACAGCACCGUAGUACACAGCAAAGCCAUAAUCUACAGUACUGGUAGCACAAGUCAGUUUCCCAUCAGCUCCAUCUCUCCAGGGUUUGGAGGUUUUGGAGGCCUUACUUUUUAUCCUGCCUUGGCUGGACGGUGCUUUCUGAGAGUGUCCAUCAGAGGCAGAGUUUCCCUGCGGAGGACCAUCUAGCAAAGGCUGGAGGCGGCCGGGUGCCUGAGCGAGCCUGCCUGUCCGUGAGAGCUGCUGUGACAUCUUUGUGAUGAAAUGGAGCCAGAGAGGGUGACUGAAGCAGCACGGAGGGUCAGUCAUAACUGUGGGAACAAUUACGGGCCUUGGACUAGGGAGUAGUUCUAGGAGGGCUGUGCAGUUGCCCGGCCUCUAACUAACUGCUCUGGCCUCUUUGCAGGUGCCGAAGCCCAGUCGGGCAGUCGAAGGAGCCUUGUCACAGCUGGGAGCUCUGCGGAGAUGCGCGGCUGGCCAUGGAGAGUGAGCUCUGACUUGCAGCGUGGACACAGCUAAGUCCUGGGCUGCAUCAUAUGUGAGCAGUGCUGGGAGGUGCGAGGUGAUUGUUCCCUAGGUGGUCACUGGUGUCACUGGCUGUGGAUGUUUGCCCAUGGAGCUGAGAGGACCAAAAAUAUUAAUUGUCUGACCCGGAGAUGAAUUAGUGCUUGCAGUGCUUCAGG